Hyalella azteca is the source of this 584-nucleotide messenger RNA. Its product is annotated as 40S ribosomal protein S14. Bases 92 to 547 code for a protein of 151 amino acids. Gene Ontology annotation, cellular component: ribosome; cytosolic small ribosomal subunit. Gene Ontology annotation, molecular function: mRNA 5'-UTR binding; structural constituent of ribosome; small ribosomal subunit rRNA binding. Gene Ontology annotation, biological process: ribosomal small subunit assembly; translation; maturation of SSU-rRNA from tricistronic rRNA transcript (SSU-rRNA, 5.8S rRNA, LSU-rRNA). NCBI's taxonomy places the organism in Eukaryota, Metazoa, Arthropoda, Malacostraca, Amphipoda, Hyalellidae. The transcript is spliced from 4 exons. The record is from RefSeq and is a predicted model, not a curated record.
UGGCAACAUUUCUUGUUUUCUUUCUUCAGUGUUUUUACAGGACGAGUGCGAGUGGGAUUUAUAAGUGUAAAGUAAUUUCAGAUAGCACACGAUGGCUCCUCGUAAGGGAAAAGUAGUUAAAGAAGAAGUCCAAGUUUCCCUCGGACCUCAAGUUCGUGAGGGCGAGAACGUUUUUGCCAUCUGCCACAUUUAUGCCUCCUACAACGACACAUUUGUGCACGUCACAGACUUGUCAGGGCGUGAGACCAUUGUAAGAGUCACUGGUGGUAUGAAAGUCAAGGCUGAUCGUGAUGAGUCCUCGCCUUAUGCUGCUCUUCUUGCUGCUCAGGACGUAGCUGACAAGUGCAAGACCCUAGGAAUUAAUGCCCUGCACAUCCGUAUCCGUGCUACUGGCGGCAACAAGACCAAGACCCCAGGACCUGGUGGCCAGUCAGCGUUGCGUUCCCUUGCACGUGCUGGUAUGAAGAUUGGCAGGAUCGAGGAUGUGACGCCAGUGCCCUCCGACUGCACCAGGAGGAAGGGUGGUCGUCGCGGUCGUCGUCUGUAGUGCAUCUGUUGUCUGCAGUAAACCCUCGAUCCAACAA